This is a messenger RNA of Aspergillus aculeatus ATCC 16872, 1248 nucleotides long. RefSeq lists its product as uncharacterized. The transcript is spliced from 2 exons. NCBI's taxonomy places the organism in Eukaryota, Fungi, Ascomycota, Eurotiomycetes, Eurotiales, Aspergillaceae. Gene Ontology annotation, molecular function: G protein-coupled receptor activity. The record is from RefSeq and is a predicted model, not a curated record. The coding region runs from base 1 to 1248 and encodes 415 amino acids. Gene Ontology annotation, cellular component: plasma membrane. Gene Ontology annotation, biological process: adenylate cyclase-activating G protein-coupled receptor signaling pathway.
AUGCUGACCAUCGCACUUGAGUCUUUUCUGGGGGCUGGCCCGGCCAGAGACGGCCACUCCCUGCAUUCACGUGGGGAAGAAGGCUCCGCAGUGAUCAGUCCACUGUCCAAUUUGCAACAAAAAGGCCUGAUCGUGAUUUCUGCACUCGCCUUGCUUUCUAUGUUCACGACCUUCUCGCUUCUGAGCUUCAUUACAUAUCGGUUCAUCUUCUGGCGCCAGUACUAUCGGCGAUACAUUGGUUACAAUCAGUAUGUCGUGCUCAUGUUCAACUUGAUUCUGGCCGAUUUCCUGCAGAGUUUCGGGUUCAUCAUGUCUCUCCGCUGGAUUGCGAUCGAUGCGGUGCGAGCGACAGAUGCCGCGUGUUUCCUGCAGGGGGUGGGGCUUCAGAUCGGCGACCCAAUGAGUGGUCUUUUCGUCCUUGCCAUUGCGGUGCACACGUUCCUGCAUGUCUGCCUCAACUACCAAAUGGAACACCGAGUUUUUGUGAGCAUGGUCGUUGGUCUCUGGGUCUUUGGGGUGGUAAUGACCAUUAUUCCUAUCGCUGCACAUGGACGAUACGUGUGGUAUCCUGCGGUGGCCUGGUGCUGGAUGACUCCCGAAUACGAAAAUAUGCGACUGUGGACGCACUAUGUCUGGAUUUUCGCCUCCGAAUUCUUCACGGUUUCACUCUACGCCGUCAUGUUCAUCCAACUGCGCCAAAAGAUGUCUGAAGCGGCCGUCCUUGGCGAGCACAAUUCCGAGAGUCUGCGUCGGUUGAAAAGGGUCAUCAUGCACAUGGCUGUCUAUCCUGUCGUCUACAUUUGCCUGACCCUGCCAUUGGCGGCCGGUCGCAUGGCGUCCGCGGGGGGUCAUUCGCCAAGCGUGCUUUACUUCUGUUUCGCGGGCUCCAUCAUGGCAUGCUCAGGAUUCUGCGAUUCUUUCAUGUACGUCGUGACCCGUCGAAGUGUGGUGGUGGAAUCCGAGGCCCGAGGAAGCAGCAACAAGCUCUCCAGUCGGCGAAACAAGUCAUCGGCCGCAAAUCAAUAUGCCACGAGCGCGGAUCCGAAGGGACCGACGUCAACGACAAUUACCCGAGGCCGCAGUGAUUCCACCGAGGAGAUGAUUGGCAAAGGGGGCCUUGAGCUGGCACCCAUGGGCGUGGUCAUGCAGCAUACGACGAUCGAAGUCACAACGGAGAGCGCAUACGAACCGACUCCCAGCGAUAUAGGCCCGUCAAAGCGACACAGAAAUAGCAUCAUUCGUCCCUGA